Molecule: messenger RNA, 993 nt
Organism: Lactuca sativa (garden lettuce)
Lineage: Eukaryota; Viridiplantae; Streptophyta; Magnoliopsida; Asterales; Asteraceae
Source: RefSeq, a predicted model, not a curated record
AUGGAGUUCGAAUCCAACAAUAUUUCUGAAGACAACAACAACAAUCAAGGAUGGCAGAAGGUUACUUACGCUAAGAAGAACAGGAAGAAUCAGCCUAAGCAGCAGGUGCCUCAACCGAAGGCGCUUCCAAACGGAUCCGUUGUCGCUGGUAAUGAUAAUGUCUUCACUGCUAUUGAGAAGAAAUCGGAGGAGCGUAGGAAGGUUAUAGAAGCACAGAGAUUGUCGAUUUAUGAUCCUGCUCCUCCUCCGGUUAAAUCGUCAAGGAAGAAGAACUACUCCGAUUAUGAGGACAGCGAUGAAGAGGUUGCCAAUGGUGUGGCUGGGAAUGAUGAUGUUGAGGAGAAGAAGAAGAAACCGAAGAAAGUAAAGAAACCUAAGGUCACAAUUGCGGAAGCGGCGGAGAAGAUCGAUGUCGACGACCUGGCUAGUUUUCUAUGCCCAAUUCAUUCUGGUACCAUUAGUUGUAAAAUUGACGAUGCUGGUAGCCAUGAGAUUAAUGGUGUUCGAAGGAGGGACGUUCUUAACUGCUUUGGGGCUGCCAUUAGCAUGGAAUUGGUGGCAAGCUCCAGCCCAAUCUCGAGCCCAUUCAUUGAGGCAGCUAAUGCUGCUGAUUUGAUACAAAGAAGACAGCGUUCAGACUUUCAAUCAAGUAUAAAGAUGACCCUCUAUAAAGCCAUUAAGGCAAAUCCAGAGCUGAUUUCACCCCUAUUAACAUUAGCACUUAAUGAUUCUAUGACAUAUGAUAAGCCAACAAAAACUGGAGGCCCUAAUGGAUCCAUACGCUUCAGCUCUGAGAUUGAGAGACCAGAAAACAAAGGACUUUCUGCUGCUUUAUCAAUGGUGGAAGAAGCAAAAAAAGAGAUCGAUUCUUACUCUAAAGGUGGACCAAUUUCAUACUCCGAUCUCAUCCAAUUAGCAGGUUUGGUGUUUGUCAGAAGUAGCCAACAUAUCCACAACAACUUUCCCCCAAACGUUUAGGAUUUCUUUUUCUUA